AUGGCAGAUCUGACAGUGAUACUGAUGGUCCUCUGUCCUCUCCUGGCUUUGUCCAGGGACACCUUACCACGUUUCUUGGAGCAAGUUAAACAUGAAAGUCACUUCUCCAAUGGGAUGGAGCGGGUGCAGUACCUGGUGAGAUACUUCUAUAACCAGGAGGAGUAUGUUCGCUUCGACAGUGACUUGGGGCAAUACAAGGUGGUGACCAAGCUGGGGCAGGCAGAUGCUGAGUACUGGAACAGCCAGAAGGAUUGCCUGGCGCAGAAACGGGCUGCAGUGGACAGGUUCUACAGAGACAACCACAGGAUUGGUGAGAGCUUUACUGUGCAGAGGAGGGGUGAACAUAGGGUGGGUGGCAGUCCAAACAAAGAGGGCCAUUUAAUGGACCACAACCUCCUGGUCUGCUCAAUGAGUGGGUUCUACCCAGGCCACAUUGAAAUCAGAUGGUUCUGGAAUGGCCAUGAGGAGGAGGCUGGAGUUUUGUCCACAGGCCUGCUGCAGAAUGGAGACUGGACCUUCCAGACCCUGGUGAUGUUGGAAACAGUUCCUCAGAGUGGAGAGGUUUACACCUGCCAGGUGGAGCACCCAAUCCUGAAGAGCCCUGCUGCAGUGGAGUGGAGUGAGUGA
Molecule: messenger RNA, 627 nt
Organism: Castor canadensis (American beaver)
Lineage: Eukaryota; Metazoa; Chordata; Mammalia; Rodentia; Castoridae
Source: RefSeq, a predicted model, not a curated record